AUGAGGCACCAAGAGCUCCUCACCAGGGAGAGGCUGUUCUCCUGCCCAGAGUGCGGCAAGAACUUUAACCACUCCUCCAGCCUGCUGGCCCACCAGUCAGUCUACUCCGGGGAGAAGCCCUUCAGCUGCCCCGAGUGCGGGAAGACCUUCAGCAAUUUCUCCGGCCUGCUGGCGCACCAGUGGGUCCACACAGGAGAGAGGCCAUUCACCUGCUCCGUGUGUCGGAAGGGAUACAGUCAGCUGGGCAAUCUGCAGAGGCACCAGUGGGUCCACACAGUCCACACUGGAGAAAGGCCAUUCACCCGCUCUGUGUGCGGGAAGGGAUUCAGUCAGGUGGGCAACCUGCGGACACACCAGCGGGUCCACACCUGGGAGAGACCAUUCGUAUGCUGUCAGUGUAGGAAGGGAUUCAUCGAUUCUUCAACUCUGAAGACCCAUCAGCAGGUCCUCACCGGAGAAAGACCAUUUACCUGCUCCGUGUGUGGGAAAAGAUUCAGUCAGGUGGGCAGCCUGCCGACGCACCAGAUGGUCCACACCGAGGUAAGGCCAUUCACCUGCCCAAGUGCAGAAAGGAAUUCAUCGAUGGUUGUGGCCUGCUGA
This is a messenger RNA of Hemiscyllium ocellatum (epaulette shark), 600 nucleotides long. Its product is annotated as gastrula zinc finger protein XlCGF49.1-like. Gene Ontology annotation, biological process: regulation of transcription by RNA polymerase II. Bases 1 to 600 code for a protein of 199 amino acids. Gene Ontology annotation, cellular component: PcG protein complex; transcription regulator complex. NCBI's taxonomy places the organism in Eukaryota, Metazoa, Chordata, Chondrichthyes, Orectolobiformes, Hemiscylliidae. The transcript has 2 exons. The record is from RefSeq and is a predicted model, not a curated record. Gene Ontology annotation, molecular function: DNA-binding transcription factor activity, RNA polymerase II-specific; RNA polymerase II cis-regulatory region sequence-specific DNA binding.